AUGGAAGAGCAGAAUUCACAUCCGUCGUCAUCAAAGAUGAAUGAUGAGAUCAAAACUAAUAAAAAUAAGAUCAAUAACAACUUUACAGAGGAUGAUAAACUCUUGAUUGACAAGUAUCGCAACCAAAUGAACUAUAGACUUAUCCCAUUAAUACCAGUAUUAGGACAGCCAAAUGUUAAAGUACCAUUGAUAACUUGUCCAAACAUAGUGUCAAAGAUAGAAAUGGAAUGGUGUGUGCCAAUAAUGAGAAUCAAACCAAAACCAUCAACUUUAAAAGCAUAUCCUGAAAAUCCAUGGUCAAUUACAUCAACAUUCAAAUUGAAAUCAAGCUCGGAAAAGCAUCGAAUGCCCAUUAAGUUGUUCUCCUUUAUGUUUACUAGAGAAAAAUCAAAUACUUUAAAUUUAAACAAUAUUGAUGAUCAUUUGAUGAAUUCAUUUUAUUAUUUCAGACCAGCCAUAAAUAAUUCAAUCAAAACAGAUUCAGACCUAAGACAAUAUUUAAUUGAUUCAUUAACAAAGAUUUUAUUAGAUUAUUGUGUGAAGAAAGAAGAAUUGGAAAUUUCAAAUACAGCUCAAAAUAUACCACUUAAUGUUAGUGAUGCAACUUCAGAUUAUAAAUAUUAUAAAUUCAGAUCAAAUAUGGAGCCUAUACUUUCUCACAAAAGAUUCAAGAAAGAUUAUGAAAAUUUGAAAUUAUGUCUUGCAUAUAAACCAAAUAGUAAACCAUUAGUGCCCAUGUUGGAAAAUUUAAUUAAUAUAUUAACAUUUGGUGGUGAGUUUAAAGAGAUUGAUGGCUUUAUUAAUUUUUUUGAAAGUGAAACUCAUACAGCUUUAACUAUAACUAAAACUUUUUUUUCAAAUCAUAAUAUAGAUGUAUUGUUUCCAGAAGCUUCAAAGCUUUUUAAUGAUAAAAUUCUCAAAAUGUCUGAUUAUACAUCCAAUGGUCUUGAGGAUAGAGUUUUAAGUACACCACGAAUUGAUUUCAUUCCUGGCAAAUCAACUUACGAAUUGCAUAACAUCCCACCACCAGCAUAUAUAUGA
Messenger RNA from Hansenula ciferrii, 1041 nucleotides. RefSeq lists its product as uncharacterized. The transcript has a single exon. Bases 1 to 1041 code for a protein of 346 amino acids. The record is from RefSeq and is a predicted model, not a curated record. Lineage: Eukaryota; Fungi; Ascomycota; Saccharomycetes; Phaffomycetales; Wickerhamomycetaceae.